Messenger RNA from Perca fluviatilis (European perch), 1817 nucleotides. RefSeq names its product heterogeneous nuclear ribonucleoprotein C (gene hnrnpca). Lineage: Eukaryota; Metazoa; Chordata; Actinopteri; Perciformes; Percidae. The record is from RefSeq and is a predicted model, not a curated record. Bases 309 to 1256 code for a protein of 315 amino acids. Gene Ontology annotation, molecular function: RNA binding. Gene Ontology annotation, cellular component: nucleus. The transcript is spliced from 9 exons.
UGCUCUGUGAUACAAAACCAGCAUCCCUGUGCAGUACUGCGCCAUCGCCAGUGACGUUAGGUUAGCCCGGUGGUUAGAAGCUAGUAGCCCGCUGCUCAGGGCAUUUAGUACCCCUGAAUCGCUUGUGCUAAAAAAAAAGAAGGACGAUCUAAAGUAACGUAUUUGACCGAUUUUACCGAAAGCAAGACAUUUUACUCGUAAAGGUCGCGUAUAAAUCGCGAGGGGCGAAGGUUCGAGACACCAGCCCAAACUGAACCCAGCCCACAGUGUCAAACAUCAGACAGACGACAGCCCUGCACACAGACGCUAUGGAUCGUUCACCCACCACCGCCAGCCUGAUGGCCGCCAGCAACGUCACCAACAAGACGGACCCGCGCUCCCUUAACUCCCGGGUCUUCAUCGGCAACCUCAACACCCUGCUGGUCACCAAGGGCGAUGUCGAGGCCAUCUUCUCCAAAUAUGGCAAGAUCGUGGGCUGCUCCAUCCACAAAGGCUACGCCUUCGUCCAGUUCGCCAACGAGCGGAACGCCCGAUCUGCCGUCGACGGCGAGGACGGGAGGAUGAUUGUCGGACAAGUGCUUGACAUCAACCUGGCCGGAGAACCCAAACCACACAGGUCAAAAACAGGCAAACGCUCGGCUGGAGACAUGUACAGUUCCUCGUUUGAACUCGACUACGACUUUCAGAGAGAUUAUUACGACCGAAUGUACUCGUACCCGUCCCGUGUGCCCGCUCCCCCUCCCCCCCCCUUGUCCCGGGCCGUGAUCCCGUCCAAGCGGCCGCGGGUCAGCCUGAGCGGAGGAAGCAGCCGGCGAACCAAGAGCAGCUUCACCUCUUCCUCCAAGAGGACUUCCUCCUCCAGAACCAUGAAAGUGGACGAGCUGCAGGCCGUCAAGCGGGAGUUGACCCAAAUCAAAAGCAAAGUGGACGACCUGCUGGAUAGCCUGGAGCGCAUGGAGAAGGACCACGGCAAGAAGUCAGAAGCUAAGAGUGUAAAAACGGAGCCGGGCGAGGUGACUUCACCUCCGCACCCAAGCAACAAGGAUGACGGGUCAAAGAGAGAGAGGGAGAGCCAGGUGAUCAACGACUCGGAGGACGACGACGACGAUGGCGAGGAUGAGGGAGACCUGCUGGAGGAGGAGGAAGAGAUGAAGAGUCAAGAGAGGGACGACGAUAUGGACGAUGAGGAGGAGGAAGGCGAGCACGUGGAAGGUGACGACGAUGGCGACAGCGUCAACGGCGAAGAGGUCUUGUAGGCACGGACCGCACCGGCCACGCAUGCAUCGUACACACAGCUUCCAGUAGGAACUCGGACUCCUGUUUUAACUCAUGUUGUAGAGACAUAAAAAGAAACACACACACACACACACACACACACACACACACACACACGCAAACAUGCAAACAUGCACACACGCACACACGCAGGCAGGCAGGCAUGGUGCACACACACUGUUGUCCCAUUGUCCCUAAAGCUGAUUUGUGUUUAUUUUGGCCUGUUGUCCAGUGUUGCUGUACCAGGGAUAACUAGCUGUAGGUUUGGGUUUGUGUUUUUACUGCGUCGUUACUCGUCUUCAUGGGACACGGAAACAUGGACUGUCGAUGAUCUCAGAGACGACAGCUCAGCGGACAUGUCUUAACGCGAGGACGAACACCCAGCUACGAAAGACCGUUUUUAGGUUCAUUGUGUUUGUAUUUCCUCUCAUCCGUGAGUUUGUUCGACCUCGUGUGUCUGUAUGUUAAUGUCCGUUUUUUAUACUAUUCAGUUUCAGUUUAACUGUAAAGGAAUAAAUUGCAAUAAAAUAUUAAAAUGGAAA